AUGUGGCCGAAAUACACAGACACAUGGCAAGAAAACAUAGCCACACCAGACGUGGAUCUACCCGGGCCGUUCUUAUAUUACAUGUGGCCGGAAUACACAGACACAUGGCAAGAACACAUAGCCACACCAGACGUGGAUCUACCCGGGCCGUUCUUAUAUUACAUGUGGCCGAAAUACACAGACACAUGGCAAGAACACAUAGCCACACCAGACGUGGAUCUACCCGGGCCGUUCUUAUAUUACAUGUGGCCGGAAUACACAGACACAUGGCAAGAACACAUAGCCACACCAGACGUGGAUCUACCCGGGCCGUUCUUAUAUUGCAUGGGGCCGGAAUACACAGACACAUGGCAAGAACACAUAACCACACCAGACGUGGAUCUACCCGGGCCGUUCUUAUAUUGCAUGGGGCCGGAAUACACAGACACAUGGCAAGAACACAUAACCACACCAGACGUGGAUCUACCCGGGCCGUUCUUAUAUUGCAUGGGGCCGGAAUACACAGACACAUGGCAAGAACACAUAGCCACACCAGACCCAGACGUGGAUCUACCCGGGCCGUUCUUAUAUUGCAUGGGGCCGGAAUACACAGACACAUGGCAAGAACACAUAGCCACACCAGACGUGGAUCUACCCGGGCCGUUCUUAUAUUACAUGUGGCCGGAAUACACAGACACAUGGCAAGAACACAUAGCCACACCAGACCCAGACGUGGAUCUACCCGGGCCGUUCUUAUAUUGCAUGGGGCCGGAAUACACAGACACAUGGCAAGAACACAUAGCCACACCAGACCCAGACGUGGAUCUACCCGGGCCGUUCUUAUAUUGCAUGGGGCCGGAAUACACAGACACAUGUUAUGAAAACGAAAUAAACCCGAAGAAACCUCAAGCCAGUACAUAUGAGCAUGUAUAUACAGCGCCUUUGGAACAUCAGUAUACUGCCCAUGGUGCCAAGAGUUAG
Messenger RNA from Mya arenaria, 960 nucleotides. Its product is annotated as neuroblast differentiation-associated protein AHNAK-like. Lineage: Eukaryota; Metazoa; Mollusca; Bivalvia; Myida; Myidae. The record is from RefSeq and is a predicted model, not a curated record. The transcript has 3 exons. The coding region runs from base 1 to 960 and encodes 319 amino acids.